Messenger RNA from Symbiodinium necroappetens, 828 nucleotides. Lineage: Eukaryota; Dinophyceae; Suessiales; Symbiodiniaceae. The record is from the annotation of a GenBank genome assembly.
AUGGCGCGCGACGGCGAUCCGCGCAGACAAUGGAUGUCCCAGCAAAACUUCCGUGUGCCGCUGCCAGCGUCCACGAAGAAGGCCCUGGCCCGUUUGGACGGGGCCUCCUUCAGGACCAGCUACGGGGAGGCUUUCCGACAUCAUCCUUCGCUAAGAAACGCGGAUCUCUACGAGGUUCCGGAGCUGCCAAGGAGUGAUGCCGGCGGUGCGACGGGAUCCAAGGCUUGGGAGCUGGCCAAGAUGGUUUUGUUGAAACGGGUUAGCAACAACCAGCGGACCAGCGGACGGAACGACCUCACUUCCCGGGUCCAGGUUGUCGGGGCGCGAUUGGAUGCUUACGCGAGGGCGAGGGAAGGCUUCCCCUCUUCGGUUUCGAAGGGAGCUGUCUGGUUGCAAGAGGUCACGACCUACUCGGAGAGCUUCCUUCCCUUCGUGCGAGAUCCGCCCCAGGCUUUCAAGGCCAGCCCAGAGGAUAGUGCGCUCGGGCGGAGGGCCCAGGAGAAGAUCGAGAAGCGCAAGGCCGAGACUCAGGAGAGGUACUGGGCCAUGAUCGCACGAGCUCGGGCCUUGGAGGAGGACAACAAGCUUGGCGGGUACAUGAACAAAGACUAUUCGGCAACGCAGGGACAGGGGUCUCUUCGGGCCAUCGAGAAGCUGGUGGCGGGCGACGACGACCUGAAGUCCAACUUCGUCGGUGGCCCUGCUCCGAUCUACUGGAGAAGCGAGGCACAAGCCAACUACACCGUGGAUGUGCACGGCGAGGCGGCCGCGCAGAAGUAUGGGCUGCCAACACAGCCCGUUCCGCUGGCAAAGUUCAUGAAGGGCUAG